Histoplasma capsulatum G186AR is the source of this 2484-nucleotide messenger RNA. RefSeq lists its product as uncharacterized. The record is from RefSeq and is a predicted model, not a curated record. The transcript has a single exon. Lineage: Eukaryota; Fungi; Ascomycota; Eurotiomycetes; Onygenales; Ajellomycetaceae. Bases 1 to 2484 code for a protein of 827 amino acids.
AUGGAAAACCCCUCUAACUGCGUGGAGAAGCAUCCAAGAGCUGAAAUUGCUCCACAUCAAGUACUGCCGCCGGCAAAGAGAGUGAAAACCAGUUCAAUGGACUCCAGUUUUCCAGUCCUUCUUCCAGAAGACCCAUGCCUGCGCAUGUCCGACACAGAUUUUGAGAUGCAUGUCUUGAAAGCUCUUCCCGCUCUCGUAGAUGUGGAGAAUGCCGUGGGCGCCAUGCAUAUCAAUGCAGGCGGCGACUCCGACAGGGCGAGUGCGGGAAUCACAGAGCAAAAGACGACUGGCAAUGUCUUCGUCGAUGCCCUUGACCGCGCAGCAACAGACCCCGAUAGCGAAAAGGCCCACAAGGACGAAAUGGCGCGGCAAAACCGUAUGUUAACGACAAACGGGGGGAUGGCGUAUGCGUCAACACAAUCCCCUUUACUAGAACUGUUUAAUCACGUUGGCGGCGGGGAGAACGAUUGUACGGGUAAAGGAUCACUGGGGGAAACACUCAAAAAGGCGUGGCAGAUCGAUGCGUUGAUGGCACUCAAGGUUAUUUGGGCGGUCCGCAGUAUCCAUUUAGGGAAGGGGGAGAGAAAGAUGUUUUAUACGCAUCUAGGUUGGUUGGGGCAGCACCAUCCACGGACACUCUUGCUAAAUUUGAAGUGGCUUUAUAGGCCUGUUGUUAAAAAGGACGCGAAGGAAAGGGAAGGGGAUAAGCAAGUUAUUGUUGGGAAAGUUGAGAAGACGGAGGGUGGGGAUGGGAUGGAGGUUGAUGACUAUGAUGUUACCCAUGGUAGCUCUCAUGGAUAUUGGAAGGAUUUGCUGAAUGUCUUGGUCCUAUCGGCGGAGGAUAAGCUGGAUAUGAGCGAUCCUGAUCAAGUGCUUUUGAGGGAUCAUCGAAUCCCGAAAAAUUCAGACGGCAGUCAGCCACAGAAGGGCAAAGGGGGUGGCCAGGCUAGAAGACAUAGCGGAAGGGGAAGAGCAAAAGCUUCCCAAGAGGGGGAGAAAAAAUCUCCCUUUGAUCUCGAACUUGAACAGAAAGCGGCAUCCAAGGCAGCAAAAGCGCAGCGCCAUGAACACAUCCUCAACCGUCUUGCCACGGACCCCUUUCACCGUGCCCUCCACUUAACUGUUGCCCGCCUCUUCGCCGAGCAACUACGGAAGGAUAUGAUCCUCCUUGAAUCCAGCAAAACGAACAAAGAAGCACUUCGCGAAAUCUCCCUCUGUGCAAAAUGGGCCCCCUCUCUAGAACGCUUUCACGACAAAUAUACCCUCAUCGCCUCCACAAUAGCUGAGCUCCUGUUUUCCGAUUCCGCUCUCGACCCUCAUUCCCACUCCGAAACCACAGGCUACGAGUUAUCUCGAGAGGCUUAUCUCAAGCGUGCUCGUGAACAAUACCGCGCAAAUACCCUUUCCCCACUCCGCAAAGCUCUCGCCAUAGUCGAGCGCGAUAUAUCCGCCAAAACUUUCUCAAACAUCGAGUAUUCCCACGUUCCCUCCCUAGCUAUGAAUCGAUACAAACACCUUUUCAACGAAAACGACGGUCCGCGUUUUAUGGAGUACCUAGGAAAGGUUGGAAUGGGUGAAGCUAAAAUCUCGGGCGCCGUUUUGACCCCUGGUCUACUCGUUAAAACGGUCAUGUCCGCUGAUGGCCGACAGGAGAAUACAUCACUUGAUCGCACCGUCGCGGAUAUGCAAUGGAAGACGCUAGUGCAGCGCAUCAGGGACUCCGGGAACCUUAAUAGUGCUAUGGCUGUCUGCGAUGUGAGUGGCUCUAUGAAUUCGACGUCGUAUCGACGGGACAUCUCACCAUUACACGAUGCCAUCGGCCUAAGUCUUGUUAUGGCUGAGGUGACCCAGCCGCCUUUUGGCGGGCGCAUUAUCACCUUCUCGCGUGACCCAGAGAUACAUAUCAUACAAGGUACGUCCUUGACGGAACGGGUGGAAAAUAUUAGUAGUGCAAGCUGGGGGUACAAUACGGACUUUAUCAAGGUGUUUCGGCAGUUAAUCUUGCCUUUGGCGGUGGAGAAUAAGGUUCCGCCAGAAGACAUGAUCAAGAGGGUGUUUGUGUUUAGCGAUAUGCAAUUUGAUGAGGCAGAGACAGAUACGAGUGGUUGGUGUGAUAAGGUGGAAGGGAAGCUAGGCCUAACUCAUCAGCAGAUUGUGCAGCAGGAGUUUAGGAAGCAUGGGUAUGACGUGCCUGAGUUGAUCUAUUGGAACCUUGCGGGGAAUCCAGGGGCGGUGCCUGUCACGUCUCAGAUGGAGGGUACGGCGCUGGUGAGCGGGCAGAGCCAGGCGUUGAUGAAGUUGUUUUUAGAGGAUGGAGUAUUUGGAGAGGAGCAGGGGCCGGACGUGGUGGAGGGCGAUGGCGAUGGGGAGUGGGGAAUGAUUAACAAAGAAAGGAAGACAAAAAGGAAAGGAGUUGAUCCUAUGAGCAUUCUUCGAAAGCUUGUUGGAAAUGAGGCAUUUGAGAUGUUGAGGGUUGUGGAUUGA